Molecule: messenger RNA, 1422 nt
Organism: Wickerhamiella sorbophila
Lineage: Eukaryota; Fungi; Ascomycota; Dipodascomycetes; Dipodascales; Trichomonascaceae
Product: putative alanine aminotransferase, mitochondrial
Exons: 1
Coding region: 1-1422 (473 amino acids)
Biological process (GO): biosynthetic process
Molecular function (GO): L-alanine:2-oxoglutarate transaminase activity; pyridoxal phosphate binding
Source: RefSeq, a predicted model, not a curated record
AUGCCUCUCAGACUAAACGAUCUUAACCGCAACGUUGUUGACGCCCAAUACGCUGUCCGAGGUGCUCUAGCGCUCCGGGCUGAGCAGCUCCGCGAGCAGCUCCACAAAGACCCAGGUUCUUUACCGUUCAAGUACGUUAUUAACGCCAAUAUCGGAAACCCCCAACAGCUGGAUCAGGCUCCUAUCACCUUCUACCGUCAAGUCCUAUCGCUUGUACAGUAUCCAAAGCUUAUUGAGUCUCCUCCUUCUUAUAUCAAGCCCGAUGCUGUUCGCCGCGCCAAGUUCUUGUUAGAUCACAUCGGUUCUGUUGGCGCCUACUCCGCAUCAAACGGUGUUGAUGUUAUUCGCGAAAGCGUGGCCCGCUUCAUUGAGGAACGCGAUGGCUACCCUGCGGAUCCUGACUGCAUCUACCUCACUGCUGGCGCCUCCACGGGUGUUGCGAAUCUUAUCCGUCUUGUUGCCCGCCCCGGUAACGGCGUCUUGAUCCCAAUCCCCCAGUAUCCCUUGUACUCUGCUUCGCUGUCUCUUGAGGGUGCCGUGGCUAUCCAUUAUCAUCUAAGUGAAAAAGACAACUGGACUCUUCACCACGAUUAUUUGGAGAGACGCAUAAAUGAGGCGGCAGCCGAGGGUAUCAAGCCCACCAUGCUUUGUGUCAUUAAUCCCGGUAACCCCACAGGCUCUGUGAUGCCAGAUGAGGAUAUUGAGAAUAUUUUGAAAAUUGCUCACGAACAUGAUCUUGUUGUGUUGGCUGAUGAGGUUUACCAGGCUAACAUUUUCGAGGGCAAGUUCCACUCAUUCAAGAAGAUUCGCCAGAGACUUGUUUCACAAGAUCCUAAAUACAAUUCUAUUCAGCUGGCUUCUGUUCAUUCCACUUCCAAGGGUUAUAUUGGAGAGUGUGGUCAGCGCGGCGGUUACCUUGAACUUGUUGGCUUCCACCAGGAUGUUUUGGAUCAGAUCUACAAGAUGGCCAGUAUCUCUCUGUGCCCUGUAGUCAGUGGUCAGGUUCUCACUGAGCUCAUGGUGAACCCACCCAAGGAGGGUGACGAAUCUUUCGACGAGUUCACCAAGGAGACUUCGCACAUACGCGAGACGCUCCGCGAACGUGCCCAGCACUUAUACGAAGCAUUCAAAGGUGUUGAGGGUGUCAGUUGCUAUCCUCCCCAAGGUGCUAUGUACCUCUAUCCCUUCAUCACCCUGCCAGCUCGUGCUGUCGAGGAAGCUGCCAAGCGGGGUAUGCAACCCGAUGAGAUGUACUGCAUGGACCUGUUGAACGAGACAGGUAUUUGUGUUAUUCCCGGAUCUGGUUUCGGUCAGGAAAAGGACACCUUCCAUUUCCGUACCACGUUCCUUGCUCCAGGUGGUGAUAUUAUCAGCGAUCAGUUUGUUGCCUUCCACAAACGUUUUAUUGAGAAGUGGCACUAG